AAGAAUAGUUUCCGGUGUGGGUGGUUUGUUUUCUGGUAGUUAAUGGCGGUCGCGUACAGCGUUGUCUGUCCACAUCUUCACGGUUUCCAUUGUAACUGUCUAAUUGUAAUCAAACAUGUACUCGGGUGUGUUGAGAUUGCGGGCUAGUUACACGAUAUUUAUGUUCAACUUUCAGGUUGGCUCACGUGCCGUGGGGUUUGGAAAGACACGGUUUAAAGCGAGGCGAAAACGACGCAAACGAGGACCAUGGAGGACGAAGAAGGAGAGAAAGCCAGCGGGUGUGAAGUAGCCGAGCUGCGUCUUCAGGUGGAGUCGUUGAAAGAGGAGCUGAAGGAGUGCAAAGCCGAACUGGCCAAGUUGCAGAAGCAACUGAGCAAUUCCGAGAGACUGCAGAGGAGCACAGAGAGCUACAACGAGGAUUUGAGAAAACAGGUGGAUCAACUAAGUGCAGAGAUUCAUGAGUGGAAGAAAAAAAACAAAGAGAAAGUUCACGUUGAAACUCAGACCGAAGAAUAUGUUUGGACUGAAACAGACUAUUAUAACUACUACUACGGUGACCACGCUCAGAACAGCGUGGCUGCGGUCUCCGAGGAAAGUCUGGAGACCACUCAAGCGGUGGCUGCGACUGGUGGAGGUGACUCGGCAGAGGUUGCAACAGUGGUGCCGGCAGACACUACAGCAGACACAACUGCGGAUGUGUCUGCUCAACCCGAUAGCAGUGUGGGAGUCACAACCGAGGCAGGUGAUGCAGCAUCCAUUGCCGACAUGCUAAGAGCUACCGCUGAGGAGGCCAUGACACAGACCGGCUUUGUCUUCGACGAGACAACUGGCAUGUACUAUGACCACAGCACUGGCUUCUAUUAUGACUCGGUCAGCCAGCUCUACUACGAUUCCAGCACGGGCUUUUACUACUAUUACGACGCAGAAAGUGGACGGUACCAGUUUCAUUCCAAAGUUGAGGUUUCUGCUGCGCAGACUGGUGACCAAGAUGAUUGUAUGAAUGAAAAGAAAGGCAAAUGGUUCAAGAGAGGUGGGAAGAAAAACACACUGUACAGUGAUAAGGAGUAUGCAUAUGAUGAGUUCAAGUCGGAUGAAGAAGAGCAUCAAUCAAGGCGGGAGUCCCGAAAAUCAAGAAGACGAUCUCGUAGUCCCGAGCCACGCGAGAGAGACUCCAAACGGCGCGGGGAGAGAGACAAGUCCUCCUCCUCCAAGAGAAAGAAGCAUAAAAGUGGUUCAAGCCACGAUGAGAAGAAAAGAUCAAAGAAGAAAAAGAAGCGAUCCAAGUCGUCGUCGCGCAAGAAGGACCGAAGAUCCCCAACUCGGAGCACCGACUUGGCGGGUAACAGCGAGGCUGAGGAAGGGGAGCUCACUGAGUCGGAGAAGGAGCAGUGGGAGUCUCCGCCUUCUGCGUCGCCUUCUCGGAGUUCACCUUGCAACCACAGCCCGGAGUCCGAGAUGGAGACUCAGUGUCGGGCAGAGCUGUGGCCACCCUGCGUGAGAGUCACCGUGGUCCGAUCUCCGGUGCUGCAGGUUGGAACGUUGUUUAUCAUCACAGCUGACUCUGCGUCCACCAUUGGCAGAGAGAAAGACAUGGAUCAUGCAAUUCAGAUACCAGAAAUGGGGGUCAGCAAGUUGCAUGCUGAGGUGUACUUUGACCAGCAGCUGCAGAGCUACAUGAUCGUGGACCAGGGAAGUCAGAACGGAACGGUUAUCAAUGGCAACAGAAUCUUACAGCCCAAAAUCAAGUGUGAACCACACCCACUGACUCACGGCGACGAGGUGAAGAUGGGAGACACGGUGUUGUCCUUCCACAUCCACGCAGGGACCGAUACGUGUGAUGGCUGUGAGCCUGGCCAAGUGAUGGCUCACCUCAGCAAGCACAAGAAAGAGGAGCCGCUAGGGCCAACUCUGACCAAAGAGGAUAAAGAAGUGCUGAGACAGAAAGAGCUCAAAUCCAUGAAGGCUAAAUAUGGCCUCCAGAGUAACGAGUUCGAAGAUGGCAAAGCUCUGAGAAAUCCAAAGUAUAAGGACCGAGCUGAGUCUCGACGCCAGACUGUGGGCAGCGAGGGUCUUUUCCAACAAGAUGACGCGCCUGCUUCUGUUCAUGUGGAGAUCAGCGAGGUCAACAAAGGAAGGAAGAUGUUGGAAAAGAUGGGCUGGAAGAAAGGAGAAGGGCUGGGUAAAGAGGGAACUGGAAUGAAAGAUCCGAUUCAGCUUCAAAUCCGAAAGGCCCAAUCAGGACUGGGAGCGUGCACUGCCAUGUCUGUGGACGACGCCUCUCUGACCAGAACCAAAUCCCAGAAGAACUGGGAGAAGGCUCGCGAGAGAUUUGCUGACUCGUGCCAGGCAGAUGCGCCGUCAUCCAAAACACAGUGUGCCUCCCCCAAAGCUUGGGUCAAAGCGGAGCCUGAAGCUGCCGGCCCUCACGCCGAGGCUCCUCCAGAGACCCAAAGUUAAUCAGAGCAGACGGAUUUGGAAGACACACAUCUUUGAAAUACUGCUAUGUGCAAGAGAAGAACUCAGUGUAAGGGUCCAACUAGCUGCAGUGCAGAACUUCCACUUAGCGCUCGAAGCAAAUAUUGACACACUGAGGUUGUGAGGUCAUACUGGUAUGAGAGGAGAUAACUGGAGACACUCUCAGAUGUUGCACAGUCAACACUUAGGAGACAAGUUCUACAGAAGUCAUGACAGUGAUAAUGUACUGUGUAUUAUUAGAAGUAAUAUGAUGAAAUGUUUUGCAUUUAUUGUAGGGUGAUUUGCACACACAGCAGUCAGCUGCUGUGCGUCAUCUCUGUGUUUAUUUGAAGUCUUGCUGAGGGUGUGAGAAUGGUUGCAUGUGCUCACUCAAACUGCUCGGCCACACACACACACACACACACUAAGGUAGUACUGAUCAAUAUCAGGACAGCCACAAGUAAUGUGAAGUCUGUAAAGUGGAAGAAUUGCGGUCUCAUUGAAAUAAAUGAAGUGGUAAUGCAAAGUAAGACCCAUUCGAAUGAGGUUCAGCAUAUGGAACAGGCGUCAAGGUGACCGAAAAGACUCACGUGACACUGUUAGUGAGAGUCUUGCCGCUGGGACCCGCCGUGCUCUUCUGACUUAUCGUGCCUCCCAUUUUGAUCUCGCUGUCGUCCAACCAACAUGGACGUAACCUCCGCUUUUCCUGACUUGAGACUGACGUGCGCUUCUAUGCUGCUUGACGCUGCUCUCAGAACUCUCUGACACUUGACAGGUGACUUGCUCCCUCCCUCCCUCAAACAAUCGCCUUCUCGAGUCUCCUCCCUUAUCGUAUGUGCGGCAGAUAAACAUAUUACUGUUAAACAUGGGCGGGACCAUGGCCACACUUGCCUGACAGCCUUGCCGUGACUCACAAGAUUAAAAGGGAUUUUUUUUUUUCUUGUUUGGUGAUGGCUGCCUGUGUCUUGGGUUGGAUCUGGAUUGACCAGUUUCAGACAUUUCCGGAACAAUAAGUGUCUGUUCUACAGCCUCUUUACAGUGAAUUAUGUUGUAAGAUGAUUCCUUCAGGACGACAUCAGCUGAUAGAACUGGUUGAAUAACCAUCCUUUGUUGCCGGAGAUGGUUUAUCCCAGUCACGGAAGCUAUUGCUGUGCAGUUUGACUAACAAAGUCAAUAGAAUUCAUUUGACACCUCUAAGUAAUAAUGUCUGACUUCCUGAGGCAAUUUUGCAUGUCUGCUGGAGCACAAACAAUUUUAUAAUUAAAAAUCAGUAUACUUCG
Molecule: messenger RNA, 3734 nt
Organism: Syngnathus typhle (broad-nosed pipefish)
Lineage: Eukaryota; Metazoa; Chordata; Actinopteri; Syngnathiformes; Syngnathidae
Gene: aggf1
Product: angiogenic factor with G patch and FHA domains 1
Exons: 15
Coding region: 247-2457 (736 amino acids)
Biological process (GO): vasculogenesis
Molecular function (GO): nucleic acid binding; protein binding
Source: RefSeq, a predicted model, not a curated record